AUUUAAUGAAACGUUACUUUCAACAAAAUAAAAUAAGCAUUUUUUAUAUUUACAGCUCUCAUUCGCAAUUAUUUUUUCCUUCCAAAAAAUCCAUUAAGUGUCAAAAUAUUCGCAAUGGAACGAAAUUAGCAAUUUUAAUUAUUUUCUUUACACAAUCUUGAAAAUUCUAAAACUCAAUUACAAUAAUGAAACUUCCUUAAUAGAGCUGUUGCGAAAAACUCGUUAAAAAGCAUAUUUCACCAUUAAUAUCAAAUAAAGCCGCUAUAAUCGAUUACAACGCCCUCUAGUCACGAAAUCCACGUUUGAAGAAAAUGAAACUGUUCAACACUCAAAGCAAAAUAGAAAAACACAACAUUUUGGUGAAUAAUAUUUUGAGUUAACUUUUCAACCAGUUUAAACUUUUCUACUUCUCCAAGUCUUGCAUCACUGCUUCCGGCAGAAUCGUGAUCACCAAUCACGACCUGAGGCGGUAAUUGGUGGCCAAUAAUAACGCGUCUGGGCGGAGAGAUGUUCCGAAUCAGGAUAUAAGAUUGUCCGGAAGCGGUAAAACGGGAUGAAAGUUGAGAAAAGGAUGCGCAAGAUCAAGUGAAAGAAAAUUGUCUUAUCCAGAUCAAAUUUUGGCUUAUUUUUCUAUUUUAUUCUUUGGCAUUACUUAUUUAGAAAUACAAGAUAUUCCAUUUCUAUGAUUCAACAUGUUCGGAUCAAACGGGCCAUGCUCCCCAACAGACUACAUGUCCCAAUACUCGAACAUUCUGGAACCCAUCUACUACCCAACUUCGUCAGAAGUCUUUCCUCAAAACCAACUAUUCUCAUUCGACUCCGAUCCUGACUGUCACAGCUCUGCACCACCCACACCUGAUGUUAUUUCAGGUCUCAUUAGCUUGACGAGUGGUCCUAGUCCAUCAGAGAUGUCAUGUGGAUCUUUUGGGGACAUUACAUCCCCUGAAGACUACAAUUCGGCAUCGUCACCACCAUAUCCAUCUGUGGACAUCUCUGCUGUGAAAGCCACAAGAACUAAACUCAUCAAAGAAGGACUUAAGUUGACUAUCCAAAGUAGAAGAAUGGUCCAUGGCUUGGACAAUGUUAGACCCGAAUAUCGGCACCCCCCUAAAGAAGAGCUUACGAAAGAAGAUGAAGACCGAAGACGCCGACGUAGAGAAAGGAACAAAGUAGCUGCCACCAAAUGCAGAAAUAAGAAAAAAGAAAGAACAGGUCGUCUAGCUGAGGAAUCUGAAUCUCUGGAAGUUAAUAAUAACGCCUUGAAAAAUGAAAUCCAUUCUUUAGAAGUAGAAAAGCAGGAGCUCAUGGGUCUUCUCCAAAAUCAUCUUCCACAUUGUGCCAAGCAACGUCCACCACCGACUGCAAGGAGUUACUGCUCUCUUCCCAAUCAGGUGGUCCACAACCAGAUGCCAUCCUGGUCAUCAGUAUCUGGCUGACUGACAUCAUUUAAAUAUUAGUUGCUAAAAUUAAUGUCCUGUGAAUGUCUGCUAAAAACAAAUGGGUUGUGGUAUAUUUGUUUUUUUGGAUGCAGACACCGGCUCAGGGCUAAUAUUGAUGCGAUUGACAACCGCCUCUCUGUAGCUGAAAGCCUGCAGCUGGUUUGAUUUUGGAUGACAUACCUAUGAAGGGUAGCUCAAACAUGCAGCUGGUUUGAUUUUGGAUGCCAUUCCUAUGAAGGUUAUCUGAAAACCUACAGUCGGCUUGAUUUUGGAUGACACGCCUAUGAAGGUGUUUCUUCAAAAUUUUCAGAAGAUCGUCUGCAAAAGAUGAGCCAACGUGCAAUGGAUGACUCCGAGAUUGAAUGGGAUGAUACUUGAGGAAAUGUAUUUACAGAGUACAAGAGUUGGGAUUAAUAAUUGUUUGUAAUGAUUCGUUUCAAAGUUAGCUGUAAUUUUGAUUUUUUUGUGAUUGAGGUACUGAUUGACUUAAAAUUAUGAAUAAGGAUAGAUUAUAAUAAAAAUAGAUAAAGCAAGGUAAUUUUUAUGUUCCAGUUGGAAAAUACAUUGUCAGAUUCGAAUUAAAGAAAUCACUUAGAAUUGCCCAUUUCAUGAGCACAAUAUAGAUUUUAAUAUCAAGAAGCUUGUUCGUUUAAAUUUAGUUUAUGAAUCGAAAACGUACAAUUCAGCUGACAGUAUGACACCACUAAUUCUAUUUUACAUAAGAUUAAUUUUUUAAUAAACAAAAUUAAGUAACCUAAAUGAAUUAACAAUUCCAAUAACUCACAAGACAUUAAGUAAAAUUCGCAUUACUUCAGUUCAAAUUUAUUUAACUUUUUUAUUUAUUUAACUUUCCCAUUUACAUUAACCAAGCUAAAAUGCUUAAAAUAAAAUGUCCAGAAUAUAUAAAUCUCCAAUUUCCUGAUAUAUAAAUCGUGAAUCUUGAAUCUAAAAUAUAACUGUUGUAAUCUGAAAUAUAAUUUAAAAUUUCGUGGUCUCUUUAUCAACUGCUAUUUAGACGAAGAUUCUAUUGGAAUAUAAGCUAUUGAAAUAUCCAAAAAAUUCUACAAAAUAAUUUUAGAAGUAAACUAAGCAAAUUUUAACUUUAUUUGGAGAAGUCUCCUUAAAAAUGUCAAAUCAGUUAAAUACUGAUUAUAGUUUUUUACUAUUUUGAGCGUUUAAACUUUCUAUUUAAACUGUAGUUUUUAUUUUGCACUAUAAAAGCAUUAAGUUAAGUCAAUUGCAACUUUUCUAGGAGUGAAAUUUUUUUUAUAAAAUCGACAAAAGAUAAGUAAUAGCAAAACUUGCUACUUUUAAUCACUUGUCAGCACUUUGAUCUCUCUAUCAAAACGAUACUUUCUACUUUGCACUGUAGAAGUAACGUAUUCAAUAAUCUCUACAAACUAAUCUCUUAUUACAUCUUAUCUAAAUUCGAUUUAACUCUCAGCUAAUAAGCGAGUGAGUAAAUCUCGUAACGAAAUUUGUAUUAAAUGAAAUCUGUCAGUUAUUCUGAAGCUAAUGAA
Messenger RNA from Parasteatoda tepidariorum (common house spider), 2959 nucleotides. RefSeq names its product activating transcription factor 3. NCBI's taxonomy places the organism in Eukaryota, Metazoa, Arthropoda, Arachnida, Araneae, Theridiidae. Gene Ontology annotation, molecular function: DNA-binding transcription factor activity, RNA polymerase II-specific; RNA polymerase II cis-regulatory region sequence-specific DNA binding. Gene Ontology annotation, cellular component: nucleus. The record is from RefSeq and is a predicted model, not a curated record. Gene Ontology annotation, biological process: regulation of transcription by RNA polymerase II.